Messenger RNA from Pelobates fuscus (common spadefoot toad), 2254 nucleotides. It is a transcript of the gene BAG3, whose product is annotated as BAG cochaperone 3. Gene Ontology annotation, biological process: muscle cell cellular homeostasis; protein stabilization; negative regulation of striated muscle cell apoptotic process. Bases 186 to 1811 code for a protein of 541 amino acids. Lineage: Eukaryota; Metazoa; Chordata; Amphibia; Anura; Pelobatidae. The record is from RefSeq and is a predicted model, not a curated record. The transcript has 4 exons. Gene Ontology annotation, molecular function: protein-folding chaperone binding; adenyl-nucleotide exchange factor activity. Gene Ontology annotation, cellular component: nucleus; cytosol; membrane.
GUCCUCCCCCUGGCAGGGCUCUGGGCUCCUCCCCCUGUGCCCCUUGUCCUCCCCCUGGCAGGGCUCGGGUUCCUCCUCCAGAAGCUUGCAGUUACUUCCAGAGAUUUCCACCCCUUUCUCCAGCCAGCGUCAGCCCGGGGGAGGGGGGCAGAUAAAGCUGCCCAGGAAGGAGCCCGGGGCUCAGUAUGGCCCAUUACCCCAUGAAGACAACACAAGGCUCGAUGAUACCCAGCAAUGAGCCCCUGCCUCCCGGCUGGGAAAUCAAGCUGGACCCUCACACCGGCUGGCCCUUCUAUGUGGAUCAUAACAGCAGGAGCACCACCUGGAGCGACCCCCGAAUGCGGGACCCCGGAAAGAAAAACCAGUCUUUGGCUAACGGACCCUCAUCAGAAAGUCACAAGCCUGCUCCUCUGAGAGAAGGAAAUGUGUAUUAUCCUCAGCUUCGUCCGGGAUAUAUACCGAUACCUGUUAACCAUGAAGGACUGGAGAACAGGCAACAGGGCCCCUACUAUAUCAUUCAACAACCAGGAAUGCAAAGAGUGAAGAAUGAACCUGUUUCUGUUCAGAAGAGACCGCAGUCUCCUCUGUGGAGCUACAACCGUCCCCAGUCUCCUGCCCGGACCCCGGGAGACUCUUCUCAAACUGACAGGCAUGGAGGACAAUCUGCUGGAUCUCCAACAUCAAGCGGAUCUCCGCAAGGACCAUCGCCCCCUCCUUCAGUUACAGACUCACAGAAUAGUCUCAGUCAGUCCCCUGGCAGACAAAGUGUCCUUUCCCAGUCCCCUGGCAGACAGAGCAUUGGAAGCCACCAGUUGCCUCGUGGUUAUAUCUCAAUACCUGUCUUUCACGAGAGCAAUGUGCCACGACCACCUACCCAAGGCUAUCAAUACAUGCCAAAGCCACAUUAUCCACAGCCAAGUGGAGAUUACCAAACACAUCAGCCAGUAUAUGGCAAAGUCCAGGAUGAGAGAGACUCCAGGUUACCAUCACCCCAUCCUCCGGCUAAAGUUGCAUCCAGUCGGGAAAGCUCCCCGGUGAGGGUUGUGAGCCAGUCACCAGCUCCUGUAAGGAUGAAGACCGUAGUAGAUAAACCUCAGGUCCAGCAAAUCCACAUACAACGAGAAUCCCCACCGAGAUAUCAACAAGAGAAUAAGCCAAGCUCUCCCAUCCCCAGUGAGCCUCCCAGUUACACUCCUAUUCAGAUGACCUUUAAAGACAGUGACUUGAAACAUCUUCCACAAAAAGCAACACCUGAGAAUGUUGAGGCGCAUAGUCCAAGUCCCAUUCCAAUUGUUCCUGUGGAGGAGACACCUGGGCAAAAGGAGCCAACCCCCCCGAAAGAACCGGAAGUUUUAGAGCCCCAAGAGAAACACCCAGGAGUUCUACAAGUAGAACAAAUAUUGCAGAGGGUGGAGACACUGCAGAAAGCGGUUUUAGACUUUCAAGGCAGAAGAAAUGAAAAACCGUAUCUAAUACUAGAAGAAGACCUCACUAAAGUGCUCCUGGCGUUGGAUUCAGUAGAUCCAGAUGGCCGUGCUGAUGUCCGUCAGGCAAGAAAGGAUGGUGUCAGGAAAGUUCAGAACAUUUUGGAGACACUGGAACAGAAAGCAUCUGGUGACACAGAAUGUUCCCAAGCCAUGGACUCAGCAGGAACUUCCCAUGAUUCCAUGGAGAUUGACAGAACAUUGGACAGAAGCAAUGCAAUCCCUAGCUCACUCUGUGUCUCAGAUCAGCACCCCUCAGAAAGUAAUCAGAAGGAAGGCUCAGAUUCAGGUCCUUCAUGUUUAUCUACUCAUUCUGAAAGUCACUAGCUGUCACCUGGGAGAAAAAUAAUAAUCUCUGAACUUUUAAAAUGUGGGUCGGGUGUGAGGUUUACAGAAAUCUGCAUGCAUUUUGGUUAAACAACUACUGUUUUUCACCCCACCAAACAGCACGGACACAAGGAACCUCUAGACGUCUUCUCUGAAUGGAAAAGAUACUAAGCCGCCUCUCUUCAUUGAUCUCAUGAAUUGUUAUAUUGUUUGGUUCCCAUCAAUUCUCUAUACUGCUAGAUCACAUCCCAAACCACCCAUAGUCCAUAAUCCUUUCACAAAAUAUGUCAUUGUAACUACAUUGGUCACUACUUCACAAUAUAUGCUGCUGUUAGGACACUGACAUUUUUCUUAAGUGAUAAAUUGAGACUUUUGCGGAGAAAGUUAAAAUAUGGUUUUUCCAUUUUAGAAUUUUGUCAAAUAUUGCUCUUCAUACAUGAUGU